AUGUCGGCGCUGUUUAACCUCGAGUCCAUGAUCACCGUUAUCAUCCUCUGCAUUUGCACAUGUACCUACCUGAAGCCGCGGUUCCCUAACGUCUUUGACAAUAAGAAGAACGGCUUCUUGGGUACCCUCGGGAAAUUCGCAGUCAUCGGGGACCGCCUAUCCCUAUACGUCUCCUUGGCCUGUGUCAUCCUGGCCUUCGUCAACCUCUUCCUGCGCUAA
Molecule: messenger RNA, 219 nt
Organism: Plasmodium fragile
Lineage: Eukaryota; Apicomplexa; Aconoidasida; Haemosporida; Plasmodiidae
Exons: 1
Coding region: 1-219 (72 amino acids)
Biological process (GO): protein secretion; intracellular transport
Source: RefSeq, a predicted model, not a curated record